AUGCGAGCCCAGCAAAAGAAGACCCAGGAGCAGGUCGAUACCCUGACCCAAGAAGACGACGAGGAACCGUUGGACCCCGCUGCCGCGACGACCAACGGAACCACUAAUCGUCCCGCACGAGUUAGCAGACGAGCAGUCUUAGAGCUCGAACGAAUGCACCGUCGCCUCGACGAGUUCGACUCUAAAAUCCAUCGCAUCACUAGCUCAGCCCCGGAGUUGACAAAAGCACUUGCCGACACCCGGAGGAGCCCACUCACAGCAAGGAUUCGCCGAGUCCAACUCCACGACAGAGUACGACUUAAGAUCGAACCCUUUGCUGGCGACCAAGACCCGAAGAAGUGGUUGACGGCAUUCAACCUCGCCAUGACGAGAGAGAAAUAUGACUCUCUCGACGAGAGGGAUGCAAACUAUUGUCAAGUCUUCGUCGAGCAUAUGACGAACGAAGCCCUUGUCUGGUUUUCAAACCUCCCUGCCGAGACGAUUGAUAACUUUGACGAUCUGACCAAUGCUUUUCUGAAGCACUACUCCAUGAACAUGACUAGGAUCACCCGAAACAUGUUCACUGUGACGCAAUCAAAAGGCGAGCCCCUUAAGAGAAUUCAUCGAAAGAUUCAAGAAAGCAACACUUGA
Messenger RNA from Microthlaspi erraticum, 630 nucleotides. Lineage: Eukaryota; Viridiplantae; Streptophyta; Magnoliopsida; Brassicales; Brassicaceae. The record is from the annotation of a GenBank genome assembly.